CUUGAGAACACUGUGUUGUCCUCAUUUCCAGAAAAAAAGAUCACCCUUCUUCUUUUCUCACAAACACCGGCAUCAUGGAGGGAGAUAGCUAUAUCGAACGCAAGAUUGACUUCGUUACGGGUCAUACUGGAAGUAACGUAUGGGAUAUCACUCAGGUGACAAUGGUGGCUCCGGCUGCGGCGUUGCUCUGGGCUGUUCUCCAAACUCGCCAGAGAUUUUUCGACCCCUACACGCCAGCAUCAUACCUGACUGAUUUCUUGCUUCAAGUCGGAGCAAUUCUAUUCGCCGUCACGGCGUAUGCUGAUAACCCUACUGUCUUGAUCGGACUUCUCCUAGUUCCUGCAAUCGGUACUGUGGUCAAUGGCGACAACAUCGACCACAGGUUUACCAAGCCUGCAAAGCCUCCGGUCAAGGAGGAAGCCACUGGACCUGUUGAGCCUGUCGAUUUGGUUCCCAUCAAGCCUUUCAUCACCACCUACAGGGGUGCUAUGAUGAUCAUCACCUGUAUUUCCAUUUUGGCUGUUGACUUCCCCGUCUUCCCUCGCAGAUUCGCCAAGGUUGAGAACUGGGGUGUUUCUUUGAUGGAUCUUGGUGUCGGUUCUUUCGUUUUUGGUGCCGGCAUGGUCUACGCGCGUCAGGCGCUCAAGGAAGAAGACGAAGAUGCACCCAAGGUCAGCUUCGCGAACCGCAUGAACUCUGCAGUCAUGCACUCUCUGCCUAUGCUUGCUCUUGGAUUCCUUCGCCUCUGGACUGUCAAGGGACUUGAGUAUCAAGAGCACGUCACCGAGUACGGCGUUCACUGGAACUUCUUCUUCACUCUCGGACUUUUGCCUCUCUUUGUCACUAUCCUCCAGCCUCUCAUCAAGUACAUUCCCUCUUACAGCGCUCUGGGCUUUGCGCUCCUCAUUCCUUAUGAGAUGUUGUUCACAUACUCGGAUAUUGGAUUCUACAUGUUCAUGGCUCCCAGAGACGACUUCAUCUCCGCAAACAGAGAGGGUAUUUUCUCAUUCCUCGGCUACUUGGCUAUCUUUAUUGUCGGACAGGGCAUUGGUAUGGAGGCACUUCGCCGUGAUGUCAACGCUGUUUCACCCAUGACACACAACGACGAGUGGGUUGCUGAGAUGCUCGGUGGAGAAGACAGCUUGAAGGAGAUCCGCAAGACGCGUGAGCAUAACUCGAUGUUCAAGCUCGCCAAAUGGACUGGCCUCUGGAUUGUCAUAUACGUCUUCCUGACUUGGCACUACGGACCUCGCUUGACCGUUUCUCGUCGUCUUGCGAACAUGCCCUACCUCGCUUGGGUCGCAGCUUUCAACUGUGGUCAGCUUCUGCUCUUCCGCGUCAUCGAGGGCAUUCUCUUCCCUUUCCUAUACACUUCUCGUGACAGGAAGGUCGAGAAGGAGCGUGUCUCGAAGGCUACCAGCAAGGUUCUCAACGCCUUCAACCGCAAUGGACUAGCUAUCUUUUGCCUUGCCAACGUUCUAACUGGUCUUGUCAACAUGACUCUGCCUACUCUGGAUAUGAACGAUUACCAGGCCAUGGCAGUUUUGAUCAGCUACAUGUCCAUCUUGACCGGUGUCGGUCUCUUUUUGGACCAGCGCAACAUUACCAUCAAGCUGUAAAUGAGGCGGAAUGAUUUGUCGAGUAGAUGAAAAAGAAAGAUAUGUACAUUUUAAUCAAUACUUAGGUGUCCUUCACACAAUCAAAUUCCUCUUGUCGUGCAGUAUAACACGAGAGGUGUAUUCCUUCCUUG
This is a messenger RNA of Aureobasidium pullulans EXF-150, 1750 nucleotides long. RefSeq names its product GPI-anchored wall transfer protein 1. The transcript is spliced from 2 exons. The record is from RefSeq and is a predicted model, not a curated record. Lineage: Eukaryota; Fungi; Ascomycota; Dothideomycetes; Dothideales; Saccotheciaceae. The coding region runs from base 75 to 1619 and encodes 514 amino acids. Gene Ontology annotation, molecular function: glucosaminyl-phosphatidylinositol O-acyltransferase activity. Gene Ontology annotation, biological process: GPI anchor biosynthetic process; protein localization to plasma membrane. Gene Ontology annotation, cellular component: membrane; endoplasmic reticulum.